AUGGCUAGCGACUCAAUUUGUGCCGACCAAGCCAAACCCGGUCCUCGACCAGUCAGACGGUACAUCACUGGGCAUGAUCCUAGCACUGGACAGAGCAUCUAUCUCGAUGUGCCAGAACUGAAAUAUUCUCAAGUACCGGGCUUUGGAGAGGCAUCAAGGUCGUUCGCAACAACGCAACUACCAGCCAAUCUCGACGGGGAUUCGGAUCUCAAAGCAUAUCUGUCGAAAGACACCACGGCCAGCUCAACACGUGGUGAGAUCAUAGUACCCGCCGAAGAUGCUGUUCGGUAUCCUGAGACGGCGUUGGGGGGCGCAAAUGUAGUCAACUUAUCUAUUGAUCCAGGCGCAAUUGGGCACAUGCACAGAACUAUAUCUCUCGACAUCUCAACAUGCAUUGAGGGAGAGGUGAUCCACGAGCUUGAUAGCGGCCAGAGAGUCUUGCUCAAGUCAGGUGAUCACAUCAUUCAACGAGCUACCAUGCAUCGAUGGAUCAACGCGUCUGAUACCGUUAGAGCCCGGGUCUUAGCUGUGGUCUUGCCUUGCAGCACGUUCCAGGUUCAGGGGAAAUCUCUUCAAGAAGAGCAUAGGUCCUAG
Molecule: messenger RNA, 594 nt
Organism: Clonostachys rhizophaga
Lineage: Eukaryota; Fungi; Ascomycota; Sordariomycetes; Hypocreales; Bionectriaceae
Source: the annotation of a GenBank genome assembly